AUGGCGCCGAAACCGCCAGCUCUAGAAACCUCUUCAGCUCCACUAGCUGAUUGGUUUUUCAUCUGUGGUGUCGAUAGCGAACAACUCCACUGGGGCGAUGAUGAUGAUACAGACGAAAAUGGGCUGUCCACGCCAUUUGAACCAACGAUUGAGGAGGAUAAGAUUGCAGAAGCGGAGCAUGCACCUCCAGAUCCCCCAGUCCAGUCCCCACGCAAGACAAAACGGAGCUCAUACCAACGCCUCUCAAACCUCUCGGACGAAGCACGUCUAUCGAUCGCCUCAUUGACAUUGUCCGGAGACAAGAAGGGGACCGAUAGCAAUAGGAGUAGUGUGACGAUCAAAGGGCCACAGGUCAAUGGGACGAACGCCACGAACACGUGGACAGAGACGGACUUUGAAAAUGCGUUGAAGAAAUUCGCUGCUCAAAGGGAUUCCUUCCUUGUGGACUUGGAUCUUACAGCAGGAGCUGUUGUCCCAAGUCGGCCGAAGCCCCGCCCGAAGACGCAAAGAAUCAUCACCGAAGAUGCACCAGGCACCAGGUCUGGUAUUGGGAGCAUCCGCCGCAGGUUGUCCACGAGAACCUUGAACAGCGCCAAGCGACAAACGUCGGUGAAGAGACAAUCUUCCCAUGUAUUGUUCGUAUUGACCUGUAUAGCGACCUCCUCCGCCCGAACGUCAAAGCGUCUGAGCAAUUACAACUCGGUCAUCCCAAACCCACAACCUUUAAACGAAGAAGCAAACACCCAUCCAUUGAUGCGCAAGUUUGAGCCCGUCUUGCUGGAUAGGUACCCGCAAAAGAGCAUGGUAGAUGAGAUGAAGCGCAGAGGCACAUUCCCAGACUACGUACCGAUGUUCGCCUUCCCGAAUGAUGUCAAUAUACUGUCGGCCGAUGAAAGACCGAGAUCAACGUGGCAUGGGUUUGCUAUGACCUCCAGCGAUAAUUCUCGGCUUUAUGGCAUCUGUUUGACGGUGUGGAUACCCCUGAAUGAGCGUGCGUCGGGACAAUUGGAGAGGGAAUGCGAAAAAUGGCGAAAAAACAACAUGACGGGAGAAGAGCGGGAGCUGGCAAGUAGUCUUGGGGAACGACUCGCCCUUGAGCGAGUCAAGCUGUCGAGACUGCUAGCUAGUCUUCCCUCCGCGCCGUCAGGCUCGGAUGAACGGGAGGCACUUGAAGAUGAAAUCAGCGCAGUCGAGGAGAAAAUUGCGUUGAUGGCUGAUUUGCUUCGACCGGUCCGGCAUGGUGCAGCUGCCAAGAUAGAAGGUCUCACAGACGGUGAAACCGGCCUUUGGAUACCUCGAGCCUACGGAAUCUUGGGAAGGGAUACCUCCUUGACAAGUUUUUGGAAAGAGUGGUUGAAGGCUGUCGUAGUCCCUAUGACUGAUGGUGCAAUCGUUCGGGUGCCUAUCAGCUCACCUACUGUAGGGACCUGGCAACCUCUUGAAAGAUAUGUUGUCAAUCUGUGUGCUGAAGCGCCUAGUCCGAUAUCGUCUAAAACGCAGGUCGAGGUGUAUAUCAGGGAAUUGAGAUUGUUUGCUAGAAAGGAGGCGCUGAAUGAACUACCAGGAUCUCGAAACUUUGCUUUAGCUGAAGCCCGCAUAAUACUCCUCUCUUCACAUACAUCAAUGCUACAUCUCGCUAGCAAGGCUCUUAUCGAAUUGAUGUGGCCACUGAAAUGGUCUGGCGUAUUCAUACCCGUUCUUCCUGCUCGCUUGAUCCAAGCUAUCGAGGCUCCGUGCCCAUAUAUCGUCGGAAUUGAGCGGCGAUACGAGAAGGUCGAGCUGCCCGAAGAUGACUUCGUGCUUGUGGACCUUGACCAAGACGAAAUUGAAUCAACAGUUCGACCGUUACCAAUGCCGAAGCAGCAAAGACGGAAACUGACCUCAAUCUUGCAAGCAGCGGCACCGCACCACAAUCGCUUCGGUGUCCCCAAAGGGCCACCAGCUUAUGCCAUAGAAGCCUUCCCUUUCAACACCUUCACUUCCGAAAACCCUCCAGUAUUCUCUGGCACACCUCAACCAACAUCGCUAGCUAGAUAUAUCGCGGCGAACUCUACCUCCUUCGGUGAUGAUAGCUCCAAUCUGCCUGCAAGAUAUUUAGUGUUCAAUGCUUUCUCACCGUCGAAAAUAACCGACUCUAGUUCUCAAGGUCGGUCAUCUACUGGCUCUACCAACACUACCGCUUCACCACCGUCCCCCAAGGCUUCACCUGUCUCGUCCACCUUUCCCGCUUUCCCUCCCUCACGCAGUGAAUCUGGUCAUGCAAUACAAGCUAGCCUUCGCGAAAAACGCUCUGGGCACUUUGAUUCAUCGUCUAGGCGAAGCUCAACACUGGCAUUUGACAGGAACCCUACGAGAAGACCGAGCAUACCCAGUCAUACUUCGAAUCUCUCCAUCAGCAAUACGAUCUCGAGCUAUGCAACCUCAAAUUAUGCGCCAUCUAUGUAUGCUCAAUCUACUCUCGCAGCAUCAACCAUCAUGCCGAAUGUUCUCAUGCAGCCAGUACGAAAUACUGAUUCGACCUGCUGGGCUGAAGGACAUUGCCUGCAAUGGCGUCGAUAUGACGAUAAAUCUACAUGUACCAUUUGCGACGAGAAGGCUGAAGACGGCAUUUACAAAUGCAGUGGCUGUAGCAUCUAUGCUCACACUAGGUGCGCUCAGCAGAUAUGUGUUGUCUGUCCUGCCGCAUUCCAUCCCGAGCAAGUCAGGGCGGCUUUCGCCAGAUGCUUUGCGGCAUUGUUUUACACAUAUCGCAAGAGCCUGCAGCCGGCGAACAAGGAGCAGAAAAAGAGUGGUCUUUUGUUUAGUUUCAACAUGGACGGUUUCAUACGCAGUCUGCCGCACGAGAACGCCGAUUAUGUGAAAGACGUCUUGAAAGAAACUCAAUGUUUCAAUGAAUUUAUCCACGAGGGUGAGACAAAACCAGCAAGCGAUCCAAGCAUAAUGCUAUUAGAUCAAAUGAUCCUUUCAAAAAGGAAUAGGGGCAGAGCUUCUAUGUUUUCCAAAUCGAGAGUCGAUUUUCUCUCGGAUACGUACGACCAUCUAUGGCGGUCUGCGGCAGCAACACCACCAAAAGGUCGGAUACCCGGAGAUUAUCGAGCGACGAUCACUCGCACGCCUGCAAAAUUGGACCCGACAUUGAUGAAAGAGCCGCGAGCAUUGCAAGGUGUACCUCGGAUCAACACCGUCAACGCUCGAAGCAGAAAGCCAAUCCCAAGCAUGUUGGGACCAGGCAACAGAAUGAAUGGACUCGCACAGAGCCCGCCAACAUGA
Messenger RNA from Bacidia gigantensis, 3270 nucleotides. RefSeq lists its product as uncharacterized. Gene Ontology annotation, biological process: regulation of Rab protein signal transduction. The record is from RefSeq and is a predicted model, not a curated record. The coding region runs from base 1 to 3270 and encodes 1089 amino acids. Gene Ontology annotation, cellular component: cytoplasmic vesicle. The transcript has 5 exons. NCBI's taxonomy places the organism in Eukaryota, Fungi, Ascomycota, Lecanoromycetes, Lecanorales, Ramalinaceae.